CGAAGUCUUAAUCUCAUCAUGAUCAGCAACCUCGUUAUUGCAAUAUGUCUGGGGUUACAUUCAUCUUCAGAACCGCAUAUGCUCUUACUGGAUGAGUUGUUUUCCAUGCCUCGGCUGCCGUUGCUUGCGCGGCACCUCCACUUUGUGCAUGCGACGAUCAUAUUAUACACUCGCAACAUAGUUUUCUAUCAUCGAUCAUACUGAUAAAAGCAUCUGCGUACCUUGGUUCCCAUAGUUGACAACUGCAAAGAUGUCUGAUAACCCAACAACGCCUGAAGUUCAGGUCGACGAAAAUACCACCUCCGACUCCGACUCGGUCUUCACCGCUGACUCCGUGGGUGCAACUACCUCUAUUGCUAGCAGUGUUCUCAAAUACAAAUGGAAGCAUGGCCGACGAUACCACAGUGAUCGCGCAGGACAAUACAGUUUCCCCAAUGAUGACCAGGAGCAGGAUCGCCUUGACAUGAUUCACCACGUUUUUUGCCGAACUGUAAAGGAUCGAUUGUUCCUGGCUCCCAUAGCCUCGGAGGGACUGAAUGUUCUUGAUAUCGGAACAGGAACAGGAAUUUGGGCAAUUCAGUUCGGUGACGAGCAUCCUUCUGCGACAGUGGUCGGAAAUGACCUUAGCCCCAUACAACCAGACUGGGUUCCUCCAAAUGUAAAAUUCAUCGUGGACGAUGUUGAAGCGGAAUGGGUUGAGCCAAUCCCAUAUGAUUAUAUCCACUGCAGAUACAUGGCUGGGUCUAUCAAAGACUGGCCCAGACUACUUCGACAAGCAUACGCCAACCUGAAGCCAGGCGGCUGGAUCGAGCUUCAAGAAACAGCCAAUACGCUCUAUUCCGAGGAUGACUCGAUCAAGCCCGACAACGCGUUAGUCCAGAUGAUGGACCACCUGAAACUCGCCUGUGAUAAGAUUGGAAGAACCAUGGAUCCUGCGCCGUCUUUUCAGCAGUGGGCUAAGGAAGCUGGUUUCGCUAGUGUCAAAGAGGAGCGAUUCAAGCUUCCAAUCGGACCAUGGCCUAAGGAUGAACGGCUCAAAGAGAUAGGAACUUUGAUGGGAGUUAACAUGAGAGAGGGUGUAGCUGCCUUUACGGCGGUUUUGUUUACCGAUGUUUUGGGAUGGUCACGCGAAGAGGUUGAGCUCUUUAAUGCUCGUGUUAGAGAGGCAUCACGCGAUAGGUCUGUGCACCCAAUGUUUGAUUGCUUGAUAGUCACUGGUCAGAAGCCGAAAGAGUAACCAAAAUUGAGUUUCUCAGAUCCAACGUACAUGCAUUUCCGAAUUAUUCUCUUUGUAAUCUUUGUUAAGAUGUCCUUGAACGGCUUCC
Molecule: messenger RNA, 1325 nt
Organism: Fusarium odoratissimum NRRL 54006
Lineage: Eukaryota; Fungi; Ascomycota; Sordariomycetes; Hypocreales; Nectriaceae
Exons: 1
Coding region: 251-1237 (328 amino acids)
Molecular function (GO): methyltransferase activity
Source: RefSeq, a predicted model, not a curated record